Messenger RNA from Trametes versicolor FP-101664 SS1, 3236 nucleotides. RefSeq lists its product as uncharacterized. Gene Ontology annotation, biological process: intracellular protein transport; autophagy; vesicle-mediated transport. Lineage: Eukaryota; Fungi; Basidiomycota; Agaricomycetes; Polyporales; Polyporaceae. The record is from RefSeq and is a predicted model, not a curated record. Gene Ontology annotation, cellular component: cytoplasm; fungal-type vacuole membrane. Bases 1 to 3138 code for a protein of 1045 amino acids. The transcript is spliced from 16 exons.
AUGUCUUCGGGACCAUUCAACCCUCCGGAUGUGGUGCUGGACGGCUUCAAGGAGCGGCCGGAGUCCCUGACCGUCCAAGGCACAUGCUGCAAUUCUACGCUCUACGUGGGGACCUCGACGGGGAACCUGCAUGUCUACACCUUCGGAGACACGCCAGAUCAUGCCACCGAACUGGUGGAGACCAAGAAGUCGCUAUGCCGAAGGAGUAUAGACCAGGUCAUGUUCAUCAAGGACGUGAACUCCUUAGCCGUCCUCUCAGAGGCGCAAGUUACGCUCUUCCCAUACCCCACAUAUUUCCCACCUACUCCCCUCGUGAAGACGAAGGGCGCCUUGUGCUUCGCUCUCAACACCACUGUCGAGUAUCAAACCCCCGAGUCUGCGACACCAUCGAGCCCCGGUCCUUCAGGGAAAGGUAAGGGCGUGCCGACGGUCGUCACCAGGCUGGCAGUCGGAUGCAGGCGGAAGAUCGUGCUAUACUCCUGGAAGGAUGGCGAGCCCCAGGAAGUCCAGGAAUUCACGCUUGCGCACUCUCCACGAGCAAUGAGCUUCAUGAACAACGAAGUUCUCUGCUGGGGGCAUACUCCUACAGACUACGCACUCACAUCCUUGACGACAUCUGUGACGGUGGACGCCAGUACCCCGAUUCCCACUACGUCAUCUAGUGGCAGCAUCGGCAAUAUGGGAAUCGGUGCACUCUCUGGACUUGGCGGCUACAUGACUCUGGGGCUGGUAGCUAAGGCGAAACCCAACGUUAUUGGACUGAACGAGAGCGAAGCGCUCAUCGCGAAAGAUAACAAUGGCUAUAUAAUUGGCAGCGAUGGCAAGCCUUGUCGAAGUGAAAACAUCGACUGGCCAGCCACCCCAGAGGAGAUGGCCAUCCUCAAACCCUACAUCUUCACGAUCUUGCCUGCUGGAUCGGUACCCACGUCGCAAGUAGAGGGACUGCCCGCAACUACUCCGUCCACCUUCGUCUCUUCUCCCGUGGUCGAGAUCCGUUCCUCGCUUUCUCUCUCCCCCGUUCAAACGAUACCCUUUCCACCUGCAUCUACAUCCUCUAGCACACAGACGACCGGUACAACACAUACAGUGCGCCUCCUUACUCCGUCUCCAUCCUCCAAGUCUCCCCUAUUCGUUGUGAGCACCCCAACCGAUCGCACAGCGGCCGCAAACACAGGGAGCUCGAUAUGGCGUUUCCGGAUGAAGCCCUGGAUUCAGCAAAUUGACGAGCUUGUGGAAGCGGGAUCGUACACGGAAGCGCUCGCUCUUCUUGAUUCUCUCGACGUUGCGUUAGUGGCGGACAAGGAAACGAGACAACGGCAAAUCCGUGCUCUUCAGGCGGUCGACAACUUCCGGAACGCCAAGUACGACGAAGCCGUCAACGCGUUCCUCGACCUAGAUAUCAAUCCGGCCAAAGUUGUGGCAUUAUACCCUGAGACAAUAUCGGGCCGGCUCGCGAUACCACAAGAAGACUGGAUAACCCUGUACGGCGGGCCUAAACCGAAGGCGCCAGAGCGUCCUGCGACACCACAACCCACAGCCCCAAUACGCAGUCCGAAGCCAGGGGACUCGCCGGGCACACCCAAGAGCAUGGAAUCGCCGCCUCGAGCCCCGACUCCGCAGGGCUCUAUCCGAGGUGUGCUGAAGUCUGGGCUGGAGAGCAUCGUCGCCGCGACCAAGGAUGACGACGCAGCAUCCAUCCGCAGCGUCCGCCGUCCACCCAAGCCCGACAAUUUCCACCGCUCAAUUGAGGUACUCAUGCGGUACCUCUCCGACCGACGACCGAAGAUCGCGGGCGCUCUCGCGCAGUUCCACAUCACGUCAUCGCAGUCGCACGAGAUGCCAAUCUUGUCCGCGACGUCGAAGGAGGACCUGCUGGCACUCCCGAACGCGCCGCUGUCUGCUCUUACCCCAGAGGAGCUCGUGCGUUUCGCGCAGAUUGUAGACACGGCGCUGUUCAAGUCGUACCUCCUUGUCCGCCCAGGGCUGCUUGGUCCGCUUUGUCGCGUGGGAUGGUGCGAAGUGUCGGAGGUGGAGGAGCUCCUCCGCGAGCGGGAGAAAUACCAGGAGAUGAUCUAUCUGUACAACGGGAGGAAGAUGCACGGCAAGGCGCUGAGCCUCCUUCGACAGCUAAGCGACAAGGAGACCGAUGAACGCGACAAGCUCGGUCCAACAGUCAGCUAUCUACAGCGCCUUGGGCCUGAGCAUAUCGACCAGAUCUUCGAGCACUCGCGCUGGGUGUUUGAGCAUGAUCGUGAUAUUGCCUUCGAGAUCUUUACUUCUGAGGAGGCGGAAUUGCCGAAGCAGCCCGUCGCAGACUUCCUCGAGCAACUCGAUCCUGCCAUCUGCGCACGGUAUAUCGAGUAUCUAAUCGACGAACGUGCAGAGACCUCGCAAGAGUUCCACGACCGCCUCGCGGAGCUGUAUCUUCGUAUGACUAUCGCUGCGAAGAAACGGGGUGACGAUGACGGCCGGAAGAAGACAUACGGGAAACUGCUACAUCUCAUCGAUACGACGGAUCACUACUCGGCAGACCGCCUGUUUGGUCUGUUGCCCUCUGAAGAUCUUUUCGAGGCCAAGGCUAUUCUACUCGGACGUCUCGGGCGGCACGACAGCGCGCUCGAGGUGUAUGCCUACCGCCUGCAGGACUUCCAGAAAGCAGAAGAAUACUGCAAACGCGUUUACAAGCCAAACUCACCCACCUCCAGCGUUUUCCUUACGCUCCUUCGCACAUAUCUUCUGCCCGGCCCCUCCGCGCCCACUGCAGCAGCGCUCCUGCCCCCCGCGCUCGACCUCAUCAGUCGCCACAGUCCGCGCUUGGAUCCUGUGGCGACGCUACAGCUGCUCCCGCCGCUGGUCACCGCGCAGGACGUUCGUGCGUUCCUGCUGGAGUCGUUGCGUGCGCCAGUGUUUGACACGCGCGUGGUGCGCAACGUGCACAAGGCUCGCGAGGAGCAGGCCGCUCGCCGGUUGAUGGUUUUGCAGUCGAAACGCGUGCGGAUCACCGACAGCAGGAUCUGCCCACAAUGCCACAAACGGUUAGGCGGUAGUGUCAUCGCCGUGCAUGCACCCCACGGGGAGGUGACGCAUUACCAGUGCCGAGAAGCGUUCUCGCAUAAGCUGAAGGAAGGCCGAGCAUAAUGAAAGCACGAUGGCUUGUGCAGCUUGCAUGACCAACUCACGCGCUAUAAGAUUUCCACUUACUUUGCCGUGAACAAUACAGUACCUUCCGUGUUCCC